Ochlerotatus camptorhynchus is the source of this 2939-nucleotide messenger RNA. RefSeq names its product serine/threonine-protein kinase unc-51-like. The record is from RefSeq and is a predicted model, not a curated record. The transcript has 8 exons. Bases 1 to 1440 code for a protein of 479 amino acids. Lineage: Eukaryota; Metazoa; Arthropoda; Insecta; Diptera; Culicidae.
AUGUUUAACGCCGGUUCCUUUCCCGUUGUUGUCACGAAUGCAUUUCACUUUUCUUUCUUGCUAGUUGUGCCACUUGAGAUCGACGACAGUGUUGCCACGAUCGGUAGCGCUAACAACACACCCAACAGCAGUCAGGAUAAUUCGGAUGACUUUGUGCUAGUACCAAACAAUCUACCGGUAGAUCCAUGCAGUGGAAAUUAUGAUAAGAGUAAACCAACUAGAGUGCCUCAAACAGCUACAAACGCUCAGGCGAGUCCACCGAGACCCAGCACGCUGCCGAUCUCGGAGCCGAAGCCCGUCCCGACGGCAGCUAGAAAGAUUUCUCGACAGCAAAGUCAGACGCCACCAAAGAACAUCCCCAAUGCAAUACCUCGAUCUCAGCCGAUCAGCAUGAAGCGAUCCGAGCAUCGAAACAGUAAUUGUGAUAUUAGCUCAAUAUCGCCGCCGGCAGUGCAAUUCGCAAUCGGUACUCCUCCCACAGGCAGCCGCCGACGAUCAACGUCGGGUGGAUCUCUGUCGGAAACGCCUCCUCCGCCGUCCUGCUGGACGGUGAGUCCAGCGUCACAUCAUUCACCUCUGCGUCGCUCCGGCACCAGUUCGCCAGUAUUAUCAAAUGCCCUAUCGAAGCUUCCGGCCCUAGGUAGCCCAACGCUGAUGACCAACGACAACAACAAUACUCAUCCGUUGGGAACCAGGGCUUUCACUCUACCGGAAAUGGGGGCAACCGCUGGACUGCAGAGUUACUUACAUGAUAAUAAUCUGGACGAUCAUCCGAUCAACUUCCAUGCACCGGAACUGCCAGCUGAAACGCUGAUGGACCGCGAACACAAUGAAACCCUAGCGAAGCUAAACUUCGUCAUCGCCCUAACGGACUGCAUCCUAGAGGUGGCGGAUUCCCGUUGUGCACCACUGUCGGCACUAAUGUCAGCCGAUGCUCAACCGAUUGCACCGCACGCGCCAGAGCACUGCAAACGAGCCGAACGACUGGUUCUGCUGGUACGGGCUCUGAAUCUUCUCUCGUCCGGUAUGCAUCUGGCGUCGUCCCAACUACAGAGUGGACACCUGAAGCCAUCGGACACGGUGAAGAAUGUACUUUCGAUGAUGCACACGCGAUACCGGUCGACUCUGUGCGAAUCGAAGAAGCUGAACGGAACGGGACUGCUGCAACGGGCCGGGGCUAGCAAUAUUACCGCUGAUAAGAUUCUGUACGACCAUGCGAUACAAAUGUGCCAAUCGGCCGCCCUGGACGAGCUGUUCGGUAACCCGGAGGAUUGCUUCACCCGGUACCAAUCGGCACAGAUUCUGCUUCACUCGCUGGCGCAGAAGUGCAGUCACCCCCAGGACAAGAUGCUCCUAUCGAAAUACAAAGACGCCGUCGAGAAGCGGCUGUACAUCCUCCAGCAGCAGGGUUACAUCUACGCGACCGAUGAGCUGUCCUGAACCAGCGCCCUGCAGACGCUCAGGAGACGGCUGUCGAAAAUCUUCUGACUAGAUACUUCUGGGACUGCUGCUAUUGCUCCUGCGUGGGCGGUCUGAAUCAUCGUUAUCAUCUAUGUAAGCAGAAUAAGAAAGAUAAGAAGAAUGCCGCGCGUUUGCGGGUGACGAAUGAACUGCGGUUGCUGAACGGGACGAAUGAGUGCGGAAUAAGGCGUGAUCGUGAGCUCGAAUGUUUGAAUGGAAAAUGAAUACCGAACUCGAAGAGAAGCCCAUCUACAACUCCCACUCGGUAUCGGUGAGAUUUAUGUUUUUUUUUCUAUAGGCUUAUUUAUUCGUAUAUUUUAUUUUUGCAAUCAUCAUUGGAAGAAAGUUUUCGGAAGCGCUGUCGCUUUUCUUUUCCCAGCGAACGGCUGUAAAUACAAUCAAGGUAGCUUUUUUGAAGAGUAGGAUCAGCAAAAUUAAAAUUUACUAAAGUUUUGGCCAUUCUAGAUGAAGCCGUAAAGUAGUUGAACGAUUGUUAAAUGCAAUUCUAUGGAACGCUUUCGUAUGUUGUUAUGUCGAUGAAUUAUGAAAACCUAUCUGAAGCAAAUUAUAUGCAUAGCUUAUGUAAAUAUACGCAACAGUUGUACUCACGAAAAUGUACAUAGGUUGCACCAAAAUCAAGGCGAAGGGCUUCUGUAUGAUUCGCUGCAUCUGAUGUGUGCAUGCUUGUUUAUCAGCUAAUAACAUCGCAUUCAUAUCUAGAGCGCAGUAACGUGCUUGUUUUUCGGUGGUAUCAGAAGUUUAUUUUCAAGCCGUCAUCGAAAUUUACUUGACACGCUUCCUAGCUUCGCCAAUGAUGACGACGAGUUUGCUAAAUUUACAACAAUAUUGCAAUUCUUAACUGGGUGAAGAUUUCCUUCAACCGAUCAACGCUUUGACGUAAAUACCGUGGUAAAUACUCCAACUUGAUAGGGUUGAAGAUUUCACUCGUCUGAAACGACUCGUCAGCUAGAGAGGUCUUUUUAUACGUACAACAAUCGAGAUGUGUGGGAAUACAGUUUAGCAACUGCACCUGCUCAAAUACGAUCCACAUAACGGAGGCGUUUCAGUUGUUCCCAAUUUCAAAGACGCAACACGAAAAAAGUUCAAAUAUUGAUAAUAUAAAGAACAUCAUUCUAUUUUCGGUAUAAAUCCUUUGUGAAUUUAUGGAGCAAAAGCCUAGAUGAAAUGUGUUCAAUAGCAUCAAUAUUUGGAUCAAUCAAAAGAAGCAUCUCGAACCAGACAUGUCUCAAUUUUACGCUGUGGCUAGGUUCCUAUUUCGUUCCAAGCAGUUUUAGUUCCACUGAUCCAUCACGUGAGUGUGAUAUAGGGAGAAAGGCAUAACCAUACCAAUAUGAUAAAGUAAAACGUAGUACCUAAGUACAAAAAAUAACUAACAAACAAACUCCCCCAAGAAAUAACGAACUAGCAAAUCUGAAUAAACCUAACCCUUUAACUGAGCUGGGUGUUUGUCUACGAUG